This is a messenger RNA of Magallana angulata, 4192 nucleotides long. RefSeq lists its product as uncharacterized. Gene Ontology annotation, cellular component: precatalytic spliceosome. The transcript has 18 exons. Gene Ontology annotation, molecular function: double-stranded RNA binding; zinc ion binding; single-stranded RNA binding. The coding region runs from base 48 to 3311 and encodes 1087 amino acids. NCBI's taxonomy places the organism in Eukaryota, Metazoa, Mollusca, Bivalvia, Ostreida, Ostreidae. The record is from RefSeq and is a predicted model, not a curated record.
ACGGUUGUUGACUGGUUCGCAUUACCGUAGAGAACCAGUUUAUCAAUAUGGAGUAUCGUGGAAGAGGUAGAUUCCCUGGACAUGCAGCGAGAUUUCAGUACCCUCGCCCAGGCGGCCCUGCCCUCCUUCGACCAAGAGCCCCUGCAGUGCGUCCGUCCAGAGGGCUAUUAGCUGCGCCCCCAAGACCUAGUUUUGAAGCAUCGAGGGCUCCAAGACCACGACAGUUUAUUCCCAGAGGUGCAUUCAAUACACCAUUCAGGGGUUUUAAAGCUACCCCAAUGAUUCCCCGCAGCGAGGUUGAAACACCUCCUACAGAUGUAAAAGGUGUGUCAGAUGGACAAAACAAUAAUUCAGGGCAAAUUAAAAGCAAGGACACAAGUUCUGAAAAACAGAUAAACAAGCCGUUUUCAACUUUAAGUUCUGAUAAAAAGGUUAUAAACAAGUCAGAUUCCAAUUCCAGUUCUCAGAAACCACUGAUUAAAAAUCCUGAUUCAAAUUCAGGUUCUGAUAAACAAUUGAUCACCAAGCCAAGUUUCAAUCCUAGUUCAUUUUAUGAAGAUAUAUCCAAUCAGGACUCCAACAUUAAUGAAUCAUCCAAUCAGGACUCCUUUUCUGAACAAACAACCAAUCAGAAUGAUUUUGACUUCCCAACGGAGUCAGCCAAUCAGAAUCCAUACUAUGAUGAAUCAGCCAAUCAGGAGCCAUUUUCUAAAGAUGUAGAAGAGUCUCACCAGCAGUCAACUCAAGAGACCUUCCAUAGUCAAGAACAUGGUGUAGAAGAUGAAAAUUAUGGAGGAAAUGAUUCAGGAGGAUGGGGAGGUCAGGGGAUGGAAGAAGGUGGAGGAGAGGAAGAAGAUACAGGCUUUUGUCAUUAUUGUAAAAUGCCAUUUGAAAGUGAUGAGGCAUACUGGAAACACACAAGAGGCUUACUCCACACUCAGAAAGUAAUGGAGGCAGAAAAAGACAACAAUACAAGUCAAACAAUGGAUGAAGAAAAAGAUGAGGCAGUGACAUUUUCACCUGCAUCAACUACCAAAAUGGAAAAUUUGGCCUCAGAGAGGGACAUGGAGUAUUUGCGUCAGGUUGGAUUCAAUCCCAAACGAGGCAUAGGGAGGGGAAUUAAUCUAGGGGGGUACCAGUCACCGGCCAAGAGGGGUAAUUUUGAUCAAGGUCAUGGCAGAGGUCAUUUUGAUCAAGGUCAUGGCAGAGGUCAUUUUGAUCAAGGUCAUGGCAGAGGACACAGUCAAGGGCAGAAUUUCAGAGGUUCAUUUGGACAAGGGAGAGGCCAAGGUCACAAUAGGUAUGGUAUAAAUUUCAGCGAUGCAAACGCAAUAGAACUGGGCCAGAGAGGCAGACAGGAACAGGAAGUGGAGGGGUAUUCUGGGUACAAUGAGAGAGGAGGUAACUUCCAGGAUUACGGCCGCCGGGAGGAAAACUACGGUCAGGGCAGGGCCUAUGACGACAGCAACAUGGAGGGAGGGGAAGGUCAGGAUGACUACAACUUUUACACAAGUAACUGGAUGGAGCCCCCCGAGAAAAUUCCAGCAAGCGAGAGGGACAUUGACCCAGAUACACUUGGAAAGCCUCAAUUCCCGAGUGACUUUUACUGCAAGGUCUGCGAUGUUAACUGCACGAGUCAGAAGAACUUUGAAAUGCAUGUUGAAGGAACCAAGCAUAGAAUGAAAUUUUUUCUCGGAAAAGGGGAUCCAGGAGCAGAGUUUAAGGAGGACAAGAAAAAAAUGGUAGUCUGUUCUCAACCCUCCAGAGUAGAGCACGUCAUCAGGAAGUCAGACCUCCCAAUCAUUGGUUUGCAAUAUUUCACUGAGUUCCAGAAAUCUGACCCAUCUAUUCGGCCGACAUACGUCUGUAACUUGUGUGAAUCCAAGUGUGACAUGAAUACGGUCCUGUCGCAUGCCACCGGCUUCAAACACAGAAUGAAUUACUUUAAAGAAAACCAUCCAGACAUUUAUAGCCAUAUGAACUCCAAUACGAGCAGGAAAAAGUCUGAGCAAAAUGCAUCUGCAGAGGAAUUUGCUCUUGACUGCAUGAAGCGUGACGGUCAGGGCAAAAUCAAGGUCAAGCUGGAGAUCGAUCAUGCGACAGAGACAAUAGCGGCAAAUCUGCUGAGUAAAUCCGGAAUCACAGUGGACACGUUUCUGGAAGAUCUUAAAAACAAACCAGGGCCACCAGUACAAGAGAAGAAAAAACAGAGAAUUACUCCAGAUAUCCUGGCUAAGCAAGAGAGUUAUGGUGGUGGCAGAGAUAGAGGCAACAACAAGAGGGCUUCAGAGAGUCCCUAUGACUUCCCUUCAAAGCAGCCCAGGGGCCACAGAGAUAACUAUGGCAGUGUGGAUGAUUACAACAACCAGUCAGUGUUUGACUACAGCCACAAUGGCAACCAAAGAGGUUAUUCUGGUGGGGAGAACCAAUUCACCUCAUAUAACCAGGGUCGUCAUGGAGACCAUAGGGGUCCCCAAAGGGUGCCCCCGACCCCAGGGAACAACACAGACGACGAAGACAAAGAGUUGUUCAAGGAAUUCCUUGAGUGGAAGAGGCAAAAGAAAAUGGGGAAGAAUAAUCAAAGCAAUGUUCAAGCUGAGACAUCACAGAAUGCUCCUCCCAUCCAAACAGAGAAGAAAGCCCCAGAGGAAGUUCCCACUCCAGAGGCAUCCUCAAACUCAGCAGCUGAUAUGAUGUUUGCUUUGUCUCAAACUAUGAUCAAGACAGAAGAAGAUGCAGCCAUGGCCCUUCAGGUCUCUAAUGCACUGACCCAGGCUCUCCUACAGUACAGACUCAAAAACGUUCCCAAAGAGCUAACAGCUGCUCUGUCCACCGCUGCUGGACAGACCAGUUCAGUACAAACCAGGACCAAGGAGUCCAAGCCAGGCUCCUCCAAGGGUGCCAGGAAAACUCCCAGCACACAGAGUGUUCAGAAAACAGCCCCAACUCCCAUCCCUGCCCCUGCCUCAGUGCCCUAUGCCCAGGGGAUUUCUUCAACAAGCCCACAGUUAAGCAAACCCAUCACACACAGCACCACAGAGUCAAGUCUGGAUUCACGACUGCAAUAUAUGAAUCCGAUAAAUCCGAGUUUUCCGAACAAUCCGAAUCCGGUUGCAGCUCCUCAGUUUCCUGGCUCGGUGCCAAAUACCCAGUACCCUGGUUAUACGUUCUAUGAGGGACAGUACCAACCCCAGCAGGCCCCUGAGGGGUAUCAGUGGGGCUACAGUGCUGUUAACCAGGGAGAGGUGCCACCUCCCUUGCCCCCCAGCGAAGAUCUGCCUAAACCACCCCCUGAGAAUCAAACAUACUGAUACAAAAUUGCAGAUACCAUUUUACGCAAUAGUGCUUUUACAUGUGCAUGUAUAUUGACAUGCAGAUUCCUGUGUUUCAGCAGCAAUACAUUCUCAUGGUUGGAAUCAAUACAUUCUCAUGGUUGGAAUCAGUAAUUUUUUUGACUGGUUGAUUUUAUCUUAUGCCAAUGUUUUGAUUAUCCCAAGACAAGCUUAUCUGUUGAAAAUGAAAAUUUUGUGCAAGAUUGUAUACCAGUACUUGUUUCAUUUUUAUAGGAAAUUAAAGUUUUAAAUUUGAAAGCAUGCACAUGUACUUAUAUAUUUAUAUGUUUUGAACAUUGUUGUCAUUUUGUACAUUUGCUGUACAUUUUUUCAAACUAAUCAACAACUUUUUUAUUAUGGUAGAUACUAUUUUAUUCAUACUGAAUAAAUGUUCAUAUUUUAAAUUGAAAGAAAGUUGAAUUUUCUAUGCUUAAUGUCUGUCAAGUUACAAUUUGCAAUAAAUAUAUGUUGAUACAAGUGAACUACUGAAAACUUGUAGGUGUUAAUUUAAAACUGUUUUGCAAUGUUUUUAUAUAGUUUGAAUUUCUUCAGAAAAAAUAUGUCAAAAAUAAUGUGAAAAAUUACGGUAUACAGAAUGAGGGAAUAGAAGAUUAUUAUAGAAACAAAUUUGCAAGAAUGUUUUUGAACUCUCAAAUGAUUCAUUAACACAGUAGUCCAAUUUCUUUUGAUACUUUAUUUCAACAAGUAAAUGUAUCUAGAAGAUGCCAUUCAGUGACCACAAAUACAAAAUGGUUUUCAAUUUGUGUGAUGCUGAAGUUAUUGCUAUUUUGCACAAAACAUUUGCAUGAUUUUUCACAGUUUUUUACAUAGGCUGAAAGUACACAUAACAAAAUUUCCUU